This is a messenger RNA of Symbiodinium pilosum, 1038 nucleotides long. Lineage: Eukaryota; Dinophyceae; Suessiales; Symbiodiniaceae. The record is from the annotation of a GenBank genome assembly.
GGCAGUGCCGCAAAGGAGACUACAUGGAGUCCCACUUGGAAAGCGACAGUUGAAGAGCUUUCACUGCGGGGCAUGACCUUGCGUGCCCUGCUGCAUUUUUAUUAUGAAGACUUGCCUACCAUGCCAGACUGGCAAUAUGCCCCUCAGGAACACAGGACCAGGGAUGUGGUCCGCAGGGUGAUCAUUCCUCUCACUUGCAGAGACGAAUCUUCAUAUGCAGUUUCAGCUUUGAACCGGGACGCUGCUAGACGACCCCAAGUCAUGGUGACCCACAAUUGGGGAAACUGCUGCAAAGACUUGCUCGCAGCAGUCGUCUCAGAUGCGCUGAUGGAAUGCAGCUUUAGCUUGGUGGCAAAGCUGCUGGAGGAUGAUUGUGGCUUCCUGGUUGAGCUCCUGAACCGCAGCAGUCGCUUGGACGUCCCAUACUGGAUUUGUGCAUUUGCGGUCAACCAGCACAGUUGCAUAUGCCACUGCAAUCCUUACGACCGUGAUCCGCUUACAAAUGAGUUGCAUCCGGUUUGCACUUGCGGUAGCGUCAACAUCUCCGAUCCAUAUAGCCGGAGCACCGUUUCAGAGAUCAACAAAUUCGAUGACAUGAUGUAUCACCUUGCAACCACUGGAGGCUGCAGGCAAGUGAUUGCAGUGGACCAAACUUUUGACAUAUUUCAUCGUGCGUGGUGUGUCGCUGAGCUUUCAGAAGCCAGGCAUUUGCAAAUGAAACAGUCGUUGCAAAUUGAGUCGAAAGCGGCCAUCAUGCGACAUGCAAGAACUUUGCAAGAUUUGGAUGUGCGGAGCAUGCGUGCAUCUUCCGAAAUAGACCAAGAACUUAUACUCAACAAGAUAACAGACAGAACGAGCAUCGACGAGUUCAACACAGAGCUGCAAUGGCUCAUUCGUGACAGAAAGUCCGGCCUUCCUGCAUCCUGGCAUACCAUGGAUAGUUUGCAACAAAUUGGAGAAGCCGGCCGUCUGAUUCGAUGGGGUCUUGCCGAUGCAGGGACUGGGAAGGUGUGGAAAGCAUGGGGCGCCCAUGAAUGA